This is a messenger RNA of Archocentrus centrarchus (flier cichlid), 2547 nucleotides long. It is a transcript of the gene ccni2, whose product is annotated as cyclin I family, member 2. NCBI's taxonomy places the organism in Eukaryota, Metazoa, Chordata, Actinopteri, Cichliformes, Cichlidae. The record is from RefSeq and is a predicted model, not a curated record. The transcript has 7 exons. Bases 355 to 1449 code for a protein of 364 amino acids.
UCCUCCCUGAUUUUUUUUUUAUUUUAUUUUUGGCUUCCUACCUUUUUUAUUUUGCACUUAUUUCACAGCUACCCCGGUUUGUUAAGUCCUCGGCGCCUCUUUUACUUUUUCAAAUUUUAUCUGCCCUUUGUAUAUAAUGCGGUCGCUCUCCGUAUAUUCUUUGCGACCUGCGUUUUCUUCCGAGAUUGACUUCACGAACAGCAUCCUACUGUUGUUUGCGUUUUGGCUGCUUUCAGGGAACAUGGAUUAAUUUAAAAGCCGUAUAAAUGCACCUGCAGUCGAAGAGAAACUCAGCUUUUAAAAUCUUAGAGGCGUGUGUGCCCUGGGUGCAGCCUGGCCUGUGCUGUGGAUGUGAUGAAGAACCCAGGAGCAGCGGACAGCCUUCGGCUGGACGGUCUGCUGGAGGCCGGUCUGGUCCGAGAGGCUCGCCUUUGGAAGGUACCUGUCUUCAAGAAUGGAUGCAUCCAGGGCACUGACAUCUCUUCAUCCCAACACCAAGAAAUGAUCCUUUGGCUCGGAGAAAUGAACAGGCUGUUUCAUUUCUGUCCGGAGACCUUUGCGCUCGGAGUGUGCGUCCUCAACCGACUGCUGUCUGCUGUCAAGGCUCAGACAAAGUACCUGAAAUGCAUUGCUUUUACCUCGCUGGUUCUGGCUGCCAAAAUCAACGAAGAAGAUGAGGUUAUAGGUUCUGUUAAAGACCUGGUUGUGCAGAGUGGAUGCAACUUUUCAACAGCAGAGAUUCUUCGCAUGGAGAGGAUCAUUCUAGACAAGCUGCACUGGGACUUGUAUACCGCAACACCCAUCGACUUCAUUCACAUAUUCCACGCCAUGCUCAUCUCCAGCCACCCCCACCUCAUCCCGUCCAUUGGUCUCGGAUCCGGCGUCGGCUGGUACCCUGCAACGGACCCCGGUGUCCUCCCCGUUGGGCUGGGGCAUCAGAAAAGACCUCCCGGCCUCCAGGUGGCGUUGUGGACCAGGCAGGUGCAACACUGUAUGGCUUGCCACCAGCUUUGGCAGUUCAAGGGCUCCACAUUGGCCUUGGCCAUCAUCACUUUGGAGCUGGAGGCACUCACGCCCGACUGGUUCUCCAUGUUAACAGAUCUGCUGAAGAAAGCACAAGUUGACAAUGCCGAGUUCAUCCACUGCAAAGAGCUCGUGGAUGAGUACCUACACAGCCUGGAGUUCUCCCUGACGCCCAACGCCGUCUAUAUUUUCAACAGCACUCAGAUCUGUGAUGAGGAGCAAGUCCAGAGCCCUGUGCAGCACUUCAGAGAGGCCAGGAGGAGGCAGGGCGAUGGAGAGCAGGGGGACUCAGACGAGUAUUACGACGGAUUCAGGUGUCUGUAUGACGAGGAGGCGACUCCCGGAGCAGAGGGCAACAAUACUGAUGGUUUGUUUGAGCAGGAAGACAUCACCUCGUGCCCACCGCUGCACCCUGCUGACAACUAGGAGGGCAUUUAUUCAAACCGUCCAUCUUUUGUCCACAGUGGGAUACAAAUGCUCCUCACUAGCAUUUUCAUAUCUCAUAUUAAAGGUGUCAGUUUGUCUUAUUCUGAUACCGUGGCUUGUUCUUGGCAGCUGAGAAACUGGGAAUCACGUACCAUAACCAAUAUGAGAUGACUGUUUCUUUGGUGCAGAGUUACUGUCCUACCUUUUUUAAUUUUGGCCUUCCCAUCACCCCCAAAUGGUUUUUGUUUUCUGCACUUUGUUGUUUAUGUACCUGAAGGCAUGUUUAUUUGCUUCUUUUUUCAAGUUUCAGUGUCCAGAUUGAGUUUGCGGUAUCCUGGUGCUCAGGUUCCCCCGAGAGCCACACAGCACUUUGAGAUGAAAACAACCUUUUUUUUUUUUUUUUUUAAACACAAAUAUUCUAUAUUUUUAACCUUUACUGUUAUUUUAAUAACUUUAAUAAAGUUUUCCUGCUGUUAAGUGUUUAGUUACCAUUUAUUUAGAAGUUACAUUUUUACUUAAAAGCUUUGUCAUUACUUAAUUAUGCAAUUGUUUGUAUUUUACUAGUUUCAACCUAAAUUUAAUUUAUGCAGCUGUUACAUAUCAAAUGAGCACCUUUGGGAGAUUCACUCAGCACUAGAGCAGAAUAAUAAAGUAAUGGUGAUUUUUGACCACAUGAGAUUACCUGAUUAAUAAUGCAGCAUCAGUGAUAAAUUAGCAAUAUUUUUUUUUAUUGUGUACUGUAUGAGCGCACCAAUAAUCUGAGGUUGACCUAUGGGAUUAUUCUUUCUUCUAACUGAUGAUUGAUGAAACACAGUGUCUCUCAAGGGACUUUACCUCCACCGCUAUACAGAUGCUGGAGAGACUGUUGUUUUGUUUUUUAUUUUAGGCAGCUGAAAUUGUAUUCAGUCUUGGUAACAUGAUCUCUAAUGUGAACUGGUUAUUUUCUCAUCUGUAAUGUCUGCUUUGAUUCAUCAAGGCAAACUGGACCAAGCAACACAGUGACAAUUUUUAUUUAUUUUUUUUCCAUGUUCCUUCAGAUACUGAGGCAGCUAUAUUUUAUUAUCUACCACAGAAAUAAAGCUAUGAUUUCAGAAUUUU